AUGUCCGUUGCUACUGCUCGGCCUCCCAUAGCAGGAGCUGGAAGCAGCACCUCUGUCCAUCAUCGAGCUGGUCCCUCACGGAAAACCGGACCACCGGCUGGGUUCGAGGUGCUCUCGGUAUACCAAGCAGCCCUGGCAGCUGAUCUUCCCGCGCCUAUUGCUGCUAUCAUGACACUGGUGUCACUGAUGGAAGCCUCUUCCUCUACUACGAUGACUGGUUUGGCUAGUGAGGUGAAUGCCGGAACGGAGAUCUUGCAAGACAACCAAGCAAAUCUCGGCGUCAGAGCUGGCUGUCAAUUGUGGGAAAGAUUCUUUGCAUCAUCUGGCGGAGGUCCAGAAGACUUUGCAACGGUCAAGAAAUCGCUGAUCAACCAAGGCAAGCAAUUCUGUCAUGUCACUGCGCCAGCGUGUAGGGAAAAGAUUGCAACGCUCGCAGCAGACUUUCUGGUCGAUGGAUGCACUGUUCUCACACAUGGCUUUUCUCGAACGGUCAUUUUGACACUGCUGAAAGCUCACAAACAAAGCAAGCGAUUUAACGUGUAUAUAACCGAGGGUCGGCCAAGUGGCAUGGGCAUGCGAACACACAAUGUCUUGACGAAAGCUGGCAUUCCCUGUGUGGUCGUUCUAGAUAGUGCUGUAUCAUACGUCAUGGACAGGUGUAGCAUGGUCUUGGUGGGAGCGGAGGCUGUCGUUGAGUCUGGUGGUAUCGUCUCCUACAUCGGCACCUAUCAGCUAGCACUGGUCGCUCGAGCGAUGCAGAAACCAUUCUAUGCGCUUGCGGAAUCCUACAAAUUCCUCCGUCACUAUCCACUUUCCCAGACCGAUAUUCCUCGACCGAAACACACCGGGAUCCCACUCUUGUUCACACAUGAUAUCCUUCGUACGCCUUCGAAGCCCGAUAGCGCUAUGGAUGAGGCCAAGUCCCGGGUCUCAAAAGAUGUUCGUGUGGAGAUGACGGAAGGAAUGGAGGAGCAAAACCCACUGGUCGACGUCACGGCGCCGGAACUGAUCGACUUCAUCUUUACCGAUCUUGGGGCGCCUUUAAGUCCGACGAGCGUCAGUCAAUACCUUGUUGCGCAAUUCGCCUCCUGA
Messenger RNA from Kockovaella imperatae, 1092 nucleotides. RefSeq lists its product as hypothetical. Bases 1 to 1092 code for a protein of 363 amino acids. NCBI's taxonomy places the organism in Eukaryota, Fungi, Basidiomycota, Tremellomycetes, Tremellales, Cuniculitremaceae. The record is from RefSeq and is a predicted model, not a curated record. The transcript has 8 exons. Gene Ontology annotation, molecular function: guanyl-nucleotide exchange factor activity; translation initiation factor activity. Gene Ontology annotation, cellular component: eukaryotic translation initiation factor 2B complex. Gene Ontology annotation, biological process: translational initiation.